AGUGAUGCCGUUUGUGUGCUCGACCCGCGUACUUCAACAGUUUGGAGAAUCAUAGAAGAUCCGCACUUACGCUUCGCGGAUUUCGACGUUCAUCCGAGCUCCUCUCAUUUGGUGAUUGCCAUUCAAGAGAACCAAAAGAGGCCGAAAUUGGACCACCCCAAACAUUCCUUGGCUCUGAUUGAUACACGUGAGAAGAGGGUGAUCAGUCUAGAUGAAUCAGAAGAUUUCUACUCACAGAUGCGAUUCUCUCCUGAUGGGCACCAUAUCAGUUGGCUAUCCUGGAAUUAUCCUCGCAUGCCUUUUACGGGGGGUGUGCUAUACAAGGCGAGCUUUGACGGCGACAAAAUAACCCAAAAGACACGGAUUGCGGGAGAGCCGGGAACCAGAGGAAUAAGUCAGCCUCGAUGGAGCAGUGAUGGUACACUGUAUUAUCUCGAUGACAUUUCUGGAUUCUGGCAACUGUGGGCAGUUGACUCUGCACACCACCAGCCUUCUCCUAUUGACAUUCGUGGGCUAGAAGAUUGCGAUCUCGGGAACGCCGAGUUCAGUCUGGGCAGCUGUUCCUAUCAAUUUCUUGGAAAAGAUGUGAUGGUAUGCGCAACUACAAAACACGCCGUGAGCCAAGUGGUUCUGAUUGAUCUCGAGUCAAAGACUGCCAAACGGAUAGAACUGCCUCUGGUGCAUGUCAUUCCUGAUGGAGUCCGCCGUGUGAACGACCACCAAUUCGUUUUGGUCGGAAGCACACCUUCGGCUCCAACGUCCGUGUUCUUAGUGAGCAUUGAGCAAGAAGGCUUUCACUGGAAGCAGGUUCAAUCUUUGCCGACUAUGAACUUGCCAGCUGGCCUUAUAUCUGAGUCCCAGUCAAUAUCGUUUCCUCGUACCUACGGGCCAGAUCAGAGUGGGCUCGUCCACGGAUUCCUCCUUCUCCCUCGCAACCCAGCAUACAAGGCGCCCCUGGAUGAAAAGCCACCUCUUCUAGUGUGGGCACAUGGCGGACCAACGAAUCAUUUUAAUCCAGGAUUCUCUUUGCAGCAACAAUACUGGACCAGCCGUGGCUACGUGAUCCUGCUUCUAAAUUACGCCGGUUCCACCGGUUAUGGACGAAAUUAUCGACGACUUUUGGACGGGCAUUGGGGAGUAAGAGACUCUGCUGAUGCAGCUAGUGCAGCUAGCUACCUGGCCACGCUGAACUUGAUCAAUCCCAAAAGAAUUGGUAUCGUGGGACCGAGCGCGGGAGGCUACCUUGUACUAAAAACUGUCUGCGACUUUCCUCGUCUAUGGGCCGCCGGAGUUUCGGUGUUCGGGAUUUCAGACACAAAGCGAUUCGCCGAGUCGACUCACAAGUUUGAAAGCGGUUAUGCAGAACAAUUGCUCCCGGUGAAGCUUUCUGAUCCCGACGAAGAGCACGAACUUGUGCAUCAUGACCGAAGCCCUGUGGCUCAUGUGGACUGCAUUGACGCACCGAUACUUCUACUGCAGGGAACAGAGGACCGAGUAGUAGUACCGGAGCAAUCUAUAAUUAUGCAUGAAGCUUUGAAACAACACGACAAAGUAUCAGAGCUUUUGCUCGUAGAGGGAGAAGGGCAUAGCUACUGGGCAGGGCAGGCAUUGAGACACAGCGUUACAACUCAAGAAAGAUGGUGGAGAAAAUACCUGCUCGGUGUUGAGCACAAUCCCUAA
Messenger RNA from Aspergillus melleus, 1680 nucleotides. RefSeq names its product S9 family peptidase. The record is from RefSeq and is a predicted model, not a curated record. Gene Ontology annotation, biological process: proteolysis. Lineage: Eukaryota; Fungi; Ascomycota; Eurotiomycetes; Eurotiales; Aspergillaceae. The transcript has 2 exons. Bases 238 to 1680 code for a protein of 480 amino acids. Gene Ontology annotation, molecular function: serine-type endopeptidase activity.